CCAACCUUCUUGUUCUCAUCUCAUUCUUCCAUCUUUUUUCUUUUCAAGACACAGGUUUAAUUCUUUGAUUAUGCAGUUGUAUGUAUACUAGAAUUAUUACUUCAGUAGAAUUUUACGUAUCUAUACGACUACUACCCAGAAAGUAUUCGAUAAAAGGACCUACUGAUUGCUCCUUUCUUCUACGUUCUUCGCUUUUCUUUUAAAGCAAAGGGUCAUCAAAAUUUUUUAUUCUAUUUGAGACAUAUAUCACCAACAGCAUGUCAUUUUGGAUUUGAUGUUUUGGGCAUAAUUCACGUUGUGAGAGGUCCUCUUUUAUAAAAAUUCUUUGUUUGUACACAUAAUUGGCUGGCUCAUCUCUCUUAUUUGCCCAAGAUGAAGUUUGUAAAAUAUGUAGUGUUCAUAUUAAUAGCUUAUCAUAUCUAUUUAUGUAACUAUCCGUGUUGAUUACUUACUUGUAAUAUUAUACUGUAUCCAUGUGUAUAUGUACAUAAAAUAUACGUUAUUUCCCUUUUAACGAAGUUGAAAUAUCUAUAUUGUAUUAAUACAUGUAUUGUCUAUAGAUUAAUAAUAUGUAUAUAUACACGUGCAUAAGACUGGUCAACAUUAGCCAGUAAGAUGGUGUUUGUCAUAGGACUCCGCAAAAUAUGGAUUGGAAUGGUUUUACGAAUGUGACAAUUAUUAUAUGAUUGUGGGUAGUUGUAUUACGCGGCAGAGAUUAACAACUGGGUAAUUGUGCUCCUGUGUUUCCAUUUGCCAAAACUUAGAAAAAUAUCAAUGGCUACCGGUAGGGGCCACGGACUUCUUUUUUUAUUAGAACAAAUAGGGCACUGGUCCCAAAAAAGUCUACAAUAGAUUAGAUAAAUUAAAAAAAGGAGAAGUUUUGUUAAUUGUUCCAUUUUGUCAGCUCAAAGCUACCCACCAACACUUAAGUAAUGAUGGUUCAACAUUUGAAAGAAAUAGAGAUAGGGGACAUCCUGAAUGGUCUUAAAGCUAUAAGUUGAAGCAAAGUCUCCAACAUUGGUGGAUUGUACCACAAAAGCUCAGGCCAGAACUGAAGGGAAGCUCGUGGACUGCUAGAUGAUAAUGACUCAACGGACCAAUUCUGAUAACACCUUCCUUUCAGGGUUCUGCAGUUACCUCAUGGAGAUUGCACAUAUCAGUGGCAUGCCUGAAUUUGGAAUGGAGGAUACGGGAUUCAUCCUUAAUUCUCUUGAUGAGAUGAGCACAAUCUCUUUUGCAGCUUCAUUAGGGGAGAGUUCCAAUCACCCUAUCUCUCAUCCAAUGUUCGAUCUUAAACCUUCCACAGAAGCAUCUCAUACUGGUAUCGAUAGCCCCAUGAGAAUGGUCAAAACCUAUGGUUGGGAUUUCUCUAAGAUCGAUCAUCUGUCAAACGGGCAAACUAAUUCUUACACCAGCCAACCUUCUUUCACCAAUUCAAGUUAUGGAUCUCAAGUUGGCAGUGUAAAACCUAAAGAGGAGGCCUUGUGUACUUCGCCCUCUGAUAUUAUGGCUUCUCAAGGUGCAUUUGGAAACCAAAAUUAUCUGUUCAAGGCUUGCCAAGGAGCUAAACGGGCUAGAACAGACAAUGGAUUUUCUAGCAAUCAAGAUCACAUUAUAGCUGAGAGGAAGAGAAGAGAGAUGCUCAGUCAGUUGUUCAUCGCUUUAUCUGCUAUAGUCCCUGGCCUAAAGAAGAUGGACAAGGCUUCUGUUCUUGGUGAUGCUAUCAAAUAUUUGAAACAACUCCAGGAGCGAGUGAAGACGCUCGAGGAACAGGCCAGUAAGAGAUUGGUGGAAUCGGUUGUCAUUGUGAAGAAGUAUGAGCUCCAUGCUGAUGGUGACAGUUCUUCCUCGGAUGAGAAUUUUUCUGGUGGCGCCUAUGAUGAGCCUCUCCCUGAGGUGGAAGCACGUAUUUAUAACAAAAAUGUGCUCAUAAGGGUUCACUGUGAGAAAAAGAAAGGAGUUCUAGAGAAAACAGUGGCUGAAAUUGAGAAGCUGGGUCUAUCAAUUGUCAAUAGCAGCGUCUUGACUUUCGGAAGUUUAGCUCUAGAUAUUACCAUAAUUGCUGAGAUGAAUGCAGAAUUCACCAUGACAGUGAAGGAUCUUGUGAAGCAUCUUCAUGCAUCUCUUAAGAUGUUCGUGUGAUUGAACCACACAACAAUCUCUCCUUUUCGGUUCUCCUAUGAAGCUGUUCCUCGGAAUCAUCCUUGUUUCUACAGUAGUUCUGAAUCUCUAAUCUUUCAGUAGUCAACGUCUGCCUUACUCCAGCACUUUAGACCACUCAUUACCUUGAAGCUUGUUUGCUGUGGGGUUCAUUUUUAAGGAGGGUUUUUUCUCUCUCUUUUUUCAUGGUUGAUUUCUCGACCAUGUUAAUCAACCCACCUGUUGUAAAGGAAUGACCUUGCAGCUUGAUUGAGCUUGUUUGUGGAGAUUGAAAGUUCAACUGAACUUGUAUUCUGUGUCUUUGUCCGGGUGGAAAGAGAGAUGGUUUUUUGGUGGAUGGGUAAACAGUCCUUUUUAAUGAAUUAUGAUACCUUUUGGCAGUGUUUUAGAGGCCUCUUUAUGUUCUUCUUGGGCCUCUUUUUUCUUUGUAAUCUGUUGACAAUAAUGGAAUGACACAAUAGUUUCUUGGAAUGGAAUGAACUGGUUGUUGAAUUGAUUGUUA
Molecule: messenger RNA, 2662 nt
Organism: Diospyros lotus (date-plum)
Lineage: Eukaryota; Viridiplantae; Streptophyta; Magnoliopsida; Ericales; Ebenaceae
Product: transcription factor bHLH18-like
Exons: 5
Coding region: 1078-2142 (354 amino acids)
Molecular function (GO): protein dimerization activity
Source: RefSeq, a predicted model, not a curated record